AUGUUUGAAGUCUUCAGACAUCGCGUUGUUCAAGAGCUAGGGCCGCUUCAUCCAAACUGGUUCGAGGAGCUGACCGCAAAAGCCUCCACAGGGACAGGGAACGACGCCUUGGUUGAAGGGCCACAGACCCCUCGAGGGUCGUGUGCACAAGAGGAUGCUUUCAAAGUGCCGCUGGACAAACCAGCCACAGACAGCCAGAUAUCCUCCACUCCCAAGAUCUUCAAGUGCCAAACAGCUCAGUCACCUGAACCCCUGACUCAGGAUGAGGAGCUCCACUUUACUGACAGAGCCAAGCUGCCAAUAGACACUGCAGGACACAACAGCCUAUGGAUUGGUUUGGGAGUUUCAGCCAAACGUAUUUCUGAAAGCCUUGGUGCUCAGAUAGACCCUGAUGUGUCCUGGACCAGCUCCCUGAACACCCCGGAAGUCAUGUCACCCACCAUCAUUCUCACUAAGAAGGAGGACAGCAUCUGCUCAGUAACCCCCUCUGGAGACAAACGUGUUAUUUUUGUUCGAAAGCUGUUCCCUUCAGCAUCAAAAUUAUUUGAAAUCACUGAACGAUCAACAGAAAAGCACAACAGCCCCUCUUUUCAACAGUCCGAAGUGAAUAGCCAGUCAGACAGUCUGAUGAAAAAGACUGAUGACACUGGACUCACGCCAGUGAACGAGAGGAACGGUUUGUGGAGGCAGACGCUGCCAGAUGCAAUCCAGGACGGAGAGGUGCGCAGCACGGUGGCCAGCGUGCUCGACGGAGCCGAGGACGCCCUCUCCAUCUUCUUCGGAGACAGCGGUUCGGCUUUGCGGAGGGUGAGAGCCAAGGAGAGGGGCAGGAGGAGGCAGGCGGGCUCGCCCAGGGACGUGGCGCUGACUCCACCCACAACGCUGGGGAAUGGAUGCUCUGAGGAACCUGUCGCCGUGGCAGCAGGUGGAACACAGAAUGGAAUGGAAGCCUUUGCCUCUGCUCCUCAAAGAGGGAGUUCCCUGGAAACCCAGGACUGUGGGAUCACUCAGUGGACUCCAUUGACUUUGUCUGACAUUUCAGACACCAAUCUGGAAAGCACUGUUGUCCCGGCAGCAGCACUACCAUCCUCAGUCAAUCAGCUGAAGCUGCUGAAAUGUGCAGCCUUGUCGGCGUGUCUAACUUUCACUGGCUUCAAAACAGCCUCCAACAGCACCAUACAUUUGUCCUCGGAAAACCUGCUGAAAGCCAAGCGGUUGUUUGAAGAUAUUGAAGAGGAAGAUCUCCCGGGGAAGCUUUCAACAAGAAAGGACCGCAGUAAUAUUAAAGGCACUGCAGGAUCUAAAGAGGAAAGUCGGGUGUCCAAAAGCUCAGCAGGACAUACUGCUCCACCUGUGCUUUCCUCACUCUCCUCUGAGCCCAAAUGCGCUGACACUUAUGGGUUCCUGACAGCCUCACAGAGGGCUGAUGUUACAGAACUGUGCAGUCUUUUAGAGGAGGCGGACAGCCAGUUUGAGUUCACACAGUUUAAGCAGGUAAAGCUGACCACAAGCGCUGCCCCUGAUGUUGUUCAGUCUGACCAUCCUUCCGAUAAAGAAGUCGAUCCCGAUUUCCUUUCAGGCAUAGACUUUGAUGACAGUUUCAGCUCUGACUGUGAGAAGCACGCACUAAGAAAACAGAGAGCUGCUGCCUCAGAUGUCGGCAGUGAAAAUAUUUCAUCUUGCAACCCUCAGGGUAAUUGCGGCUUCAGCACUGCUGGUGGUAAGAAGGUGACUGUGUCCAAAAAGGCCCUUCACUAUGCAAGAAGUCUUUUACAAGAAUGUGCAGAAAUAGACCAUCCAGAACCUGAGAAUUCCAAGGCAAGCAAUACACAUAUUUCCUCUCUCAGUCCUCAGGAUAACAACAGUGGUGGUUUUAAAUUGGCCAGCGGUAAAGGGGUGUCUAUUCCACAGAAGGCUCUUGAGCAGGCAAAGGCUUUUUUCAAAAACUGCGAUGAUGCACCCGAGAGCGAAAUGAACAGAACAGUGCAAGGCAAACAUAUCGGGGGGAAAAUCAGGGCUAGUCUGGCUAAUUUGGCGCAGAGCAGUCACGGUUUCACCUCUGCUAGUGGUAAGGAGGUGUCCGUUUCGGCAGAGUGUCUUGCUGAAGUGAGAGCUAUGUUUGGAAACCGUGACGACACCGUGGACACUGCAGUCAGUGCUGAAGUGAAAGAGGGUAUGGCAGAUGCAAAUUUUCAUCAUACCAGCCACGGUAAUCAGGGGAAAAUCAGAUGUGGGUUCAGCACGGCUGGUGGCAAGAGGGUGUCCGUGUCUGAGAGCGCCCUCCGGAGGGCGAAUGCUCUUCUGAAUGAAUGUGGUGAAAAACACCACACGGAAUCUGGUAGACUGGAAUUUACAAGGGGUUCAGCUCAGGAACUACAGCAUGGAAACAGCUGCAGUUUUAGCACAGCCAGUGGGAAAGGGGUUGCCGUUUCGGCAAAGGCCCUUCAGGAAGCAAAAGCUCUAUUCAGAGACUGUGAUGACACUUCAUCACAUGAAAUCAGAGGCACAAUGAAAGGGGAGGCCGUAAGUACAGAUUCCAGCGCCGGCCAUAAUGAUCUGGACAAAGGCAAUUGUGGGUUCACCACCGCAAGAGGUAUGAGGGUGUCGGUGUCCAAGAAGGCCCUUUUGAAAGCUAAGGCUCUUCUAAAUGAAUGCUCCCCGGGUCAGGAGCGCUGUGCUCCCAGAAAGGCCGCUGUGGAGCUAGAGGCCUGGGAGAUGAUGCAGAGUAAUGUAGGCGGGGCUACUCAGGAAAGUUCCUCCAUCUUGAACUUGCGAUUGCCGGGGUUCAGUGACUGCACGGUCACCCAGCAGAGGUACUUUGAGCAAGAGGCUGUGGCGUGCACCAGGGCCCUGCUAGAGGACGAGGACUUGGGUGAGCAGGGCCACCAGGGGGCGCCAGGGGAACCGCCUCACCAGCCGGAUGCUGAGAGGAGCGGAGGAGGUGGAAAAAGGCCCAAAUCAGAGGAUUCCGAUUUAAAAGGGCAGCCUCCGCUCAAAAGAAGACUUCUGGAAGACUUUGACCGAACAUCAGAUUGUGGAAAAACCACUGCACUGGCUCCGGUGAAAAGCAGCCCAAAUGGUGUAAGAGACAGGAGAGUCUUCAAGUAUGGUGUGCCUCUUCAACCUAAUGUUACUCGACCCUUUGGAAAAACGGGCAGCAGCCAUGGUGGGCAGACACCACCCUGCCUGCCUGAGGCUCCUGCUACGCCCAGUGUGUUCACUCCCCCUUUUAAGAAAAAUUCAGAUUCUGCGACUAACCCAGGCGGUGACAGCAAGGUGUCCGUUCAGGUCUCAGUCACCUGCGGUGACAUGUUGGACAACACUUGUGAUGACAGCAGUGGGCAGGGCAUUGUCAGGGGAGGUGUCCCUGAAGAAAGGGAAGCGGAGAGCAAGAAGACCACGCUGGCACCUGCCUCACCUCUUCAUCAUGAGGCUGGCAGCUCAGACACGGAGCGGAUGAUUGAGAACCUUCAGCUGGCGCGAGACAUGCAGGACAUGAGGAUCAGGAAGAAGAAGCGACAGACCGUCAGGCCCCAGCCGGGGAGUCUGUUCCUUGCCAAGACCUCAGGGGUUACCAGGGUGUCUCUGAGGAGUGCUGUUGGAGGGGCCUGCCCAGUCCGUCACACCCAGGAAGAGCUCUAUAAAUACGGGGUCCACCGCGGAGUGUCCGGGAUCAGCAGCGCCAGCGCGGAGUCAUUCCGCUUCCGCUGCAGGGACUUCUUCAGAGAGGAGGUGCUGACAGAGGCGGGCGGAGUCCAACUGGCCGACGGGGGCUGGCUGAUACCCAGCAACGACGGCACGGCGGGGAAGGAGGAGUUCUACAGGGCCCUGUGUGACACCCCCGGUGUGGACCCUAAACUGAUCAGUGAGGCCUGGCUGUACAAUCACUACCGGUGGGUGGUGUGGAAACGGGCCUCCUUGGAGCGGUCCUUCCCUGAGGUGAUGGGCAGCCAGGGUCUCACCCCAGAGCAGGUGCUGCUGCAGCUCAAGUACAGGUAUGACGUGGAGGUGGACCACAGCCGGAGGCCGGCUCUGAGGAAGAUCAUGGAGAGAGACGACACGCCCGCCAAGACCCUGGUGCUCUGUGUGUGUGGCAUCGCCUCAACCGGCUCCACCCUCACCAAACCGGUCCAGCCCGAGAGCAAGGCGUCCCCGGGCACAGCGGCCAGGGCGGGCUCGCCGAACGGGGUCAUCUGGGUCACCGACGGCUGGUACUCCAUCAAGGCCCUGCUGGACGCCCCGCUGACGGCCAUGCUGCAGAAGGGCCAGCUGACGGUCGGCGGGAAGGUGGUGACCCACGGGGCCGAGCUGGUGGGGUCCCAGGACGCCUGCCCCCCUCUGGAGGCACCUGAAUCCCUCAUGCUCAAGAUUUCAGCAAACAGCACCAGACCAGCUCGAUGGGACACCAAGCUGGGGUUCCACCGUGACCCUCGACCUUUCCGCCUCCCCCUCUCCUCUCUGUACAGCAGUGGAGGGCUGGUGGGAUGCGUGGAUGUGGUUGUGUUGAGAAGCUACCCAACCCAGUGGAUGGAAAAGAAGCCAGGUGGAGUCUUUGUGUUCCGUAACGACCGCGCUGAAGAGAGAGAAGCCCAGAGACACAGUGAUAGCAAGCACAAAGCUAUGGAAGUCCUGUUUGCGAAGAUCCAGGCCCAGUUUGAGAAGGAUCAGGAAGCUGAGAGCAAAACCAAGAAAAGGAGACGGAGGAUGAGUCUGUGCGAGAUCGAGGCAUUGCGAGACGGAGAGGAGCUUUAUGAAGCUGUGGAGAGUGACCCAGUUUACUUUGAGUCGUGCCUGAGUGAGCAGCAGCUGGCCAUACUGGGCAGUUACAGACAGUCCCUGGGGCAGGAGCGGCAGGCCCGGCUUCAGGAGCAGUUCCGCAGGGCCCUGGAGGAGGCCCAGGAGGGUGAGGGGGUGUGCUCCAACAGGGAGGUCACACCCGUGUGGAAACUGAGCGUGUGCGACGGCAGCGAUCAGCAGAGCAGCAGAGUGUGUCUGCUGAACAUCUGGCGACCCUCGAUGGAGUUACGGUCCUUGCUGAAGGAGGGCAGCAGGUACAGGGUCUACCAGCUGGCCACAUCCGAGGGCAAGAAACGAGCUGGCAAAGCUGCCGUCCAGCUCACUGCCACGAAGAAAACAAAGUUUGAACAAAUUAAGGCCCCUCCAGAGAGCCUGCCUGAGCUGUUCCAGCCCAGAGUGUCUGUGAGCUUCAGAACCCUCCGGGAUCCAGGGUUCCGUCCUCUCUGUGGAGAAGUAGACAUCGUUGGAUGUGUGAUCUCCAUUGCUGACAGGCAUGGUCCUUCCCCGGUGCUGCACCUGAUGGAUGAGCAGCAGGACUUUGUAUCUGUGCGAAGCAGCAGCAGCCUGGCUCAGCUGACUAUAGAGGAUCUGGUGAAGCCUCAGGCCUUGCUGGCAAUAAGCAACCUGCAGCUUCAGCACCAGCCGUCCAAGCCCAUACCUGCCCUGUACGCAGGCGAACUUUCCGUCUUCUCCACCAAGCCUAAAGAGGCUUACCUGCAGGAGGCCUGUGCACGCCUCAGAGCCAUAGUCCAGGCCAAUGAGCACUUCUUUGAGAUGGCAGAGGAGAAGCUAUCUGACUUAAUUCAAUCAAAUGGUCCACGUUCUCUGCUCUCUUCAAGAGAAGUGAGUCCAUCUCCAAAAAUGGUAAGUAGGAGAGCUGAUACCCCCCAGCAGUCACUGCGUACAUCAGGGCUGUUCACCCCUGUCAGUCGAAAGCCCCCUCUUCUUGUCAGCACCUCAGAUAACAGGGACCCUAAAAGCCUGAAGAGGAAGAGAGGCCUGGACUUCCUGUCCCGCAUCCCUUCUCCUCCUCCUCUCAGCCCAGUUUGGACGACUGCCUCUCCGUCCGUGAAGAAGACCUUCAAUCCCCCACGGAGAUGUGAGACGCCCCAACCUACGAGUCGAAAACGGACCCCGGCCGCACAGCGUGUCCCUCCCCCAGAGGACGGGGAAUGGGUGAACGAUGAGGAGCUGGCCAUGAUCAACACGCAGGCCCUGCUGGACGGCUGGGGGGCCAGGUGA
Molecule: messenger RNA, 6039 nt
Organism: Megalops cyprinoides (Indo-Pacific tarpon)
Lineage: Eukaryota; Metazoa; Chordata; Actinopteri; Elopiformes; Megalopidae
Gene: brca2
Product: BRCA2 DNA repair associated
Exons: 27
Coding region: 1-6039 (2012 amino acids)
Biological process (GO): double-strand break repair via homologous recombination; regulation of DNA-templated transcription
Source: RefSeq, a predicted model, not a curated record